Messenger RNA from Clupea harengus (Atlantic herring), 1761 nucleotides. RefSeq names its product dopamine receptor D1.S. Gene Ontology annotation, cellular component: plasma membrane. Gene Ontology annotation, biological process: adenylate cyclase-activating adrenergic receptor signaling pathway; positive regulation of MAPK cascade. The record is from RefSeq and is a predicted model, not a curated record. NCBI's taxonomy places the organism in Eukaryota, Metazoa, Chordata, Actinopteri, Clupeiformes, Clupeidae. Gene Ontology annotation, molecular function: G protein-coupled receptor activity.
GAGGACCACAGAACGGUUGUUGGGUGAAUUCAAAUGUUCGAUAGAUGGAAACCAAUCACAUGCGUCUGCUGUACGAAAAGCCAUGAAAUUAUGUUGGGGUUCUUUUCUCUCCAAACCAAGGACACACGGGCAUAGAGGAAACGCUCGGGUUGCCAAAAAAUGGGAGAAAGAUAGACGUGAAGCCAUAUUCUUCUAAAUGACUUGAAGAAUGUGUGUUAAGUCAACCUGUUGGGGAUGUGAUGGGAGAGUGUUUAUGAAUGUUUGCAACGUAUGAUAGCCUAUAGCCUAACUGUUUUUGUAAUACGAAAUGGACUGACACCAAGAUAAUUAUUAGGCUAUUUUCGACGUCUGGUUGGCAUUAGAUGGUGGCGGAAUAAUUCUGUGAAGAGAAGGAGAUAUGGAGAACUUUACAAAUGAAACGCAAGUUCGGGCGAAUGGCACGGACGAGGGCAGCGAGCCCAGCAGCUUCCGAGCGUUGAUCGGUUUCGUCCUAUUUCUCCUUAUAAUCUCAACACUACUUGGAAACAUGCUUGUGUGCGCAGCAGUUGUUAAAUUUAGGCACCUCCGCUCCAAAGUUACCAACUUUUUUGUCAUUUCUCUGGCGGUAUCGGAUUUAUUUGUGGCUGUUCUGGUGAUGCCCUGGGAAGCAAUCUCUGCGGUGGCAGGUUCGUGGCUCUUUGGUAGUUUCUGUGGCAUUUGGAUCGCUUUUGACAUCAUGUGUUCCACUGCAUCUAUCCUCAAUUUGUGCAUUAUAAGUCUGGAUAGAUACUGGGCUAUCGCCAGUCCGUUCAGGUAUGAACGUAAGAUGACACAUAGAAUGGCAUUCAUGAUGAUUGGGUUGGCAUGGACCCUGUCCAUCCUCAUUUCUUUCAUACCUGUCCAACUCAACUGGCACAUGGCGGAGGAGGACGCGGAAGACGCGCAUAGUAUCAACCAGACCAAAAGCUGCAAAGCUAACUUGAACAGAACAUAUGCAAUUUCUUCAUCACUAAUCAGUUUUUACAUUCCGGUGAUCAUAAUGAUUGCCGUUUAUACGAGGAUUUUCCGUAUUGCGCAAACACAGAUAAGACGAAUAUCUUCUUUGGAGAGAGCCGCCGAGCAGGCGCAAAACAACCUGCAUACCAACGACUGCUCCACUGAAAGCUCCUUGAAAACAACUUUUAAGAAAGAGACCAAAGUUUUGAAAACGCUCUCAAUCAUCAUGGGCGUGUUUGUGUGUUGUUGGCUUCCUUUCUUUGUUUUAAACUGCAUGGUACCAUUCUGUCAGUGUGUUAGCGACACAACAUUCACCAUAUUUGUGUGGUUCGGAUGGGCGAAUUCGUCCAUAAAUCCUGUCAUAUACGCCUUUAACGCAGAUUUCAGGAAAGCAUUCUCCUCUAUCCUGGGCUGUAAUAAAAUUUGUCCAAGUAACACAGUAGAAGCAGUCAAUUUUAGUAACGAAUUGGUCUCUUAUCACCAUGACACAACGCUCCAAAAAGACGCACAGCCAAUGGUGAUCCCACUUCCACACGAGGUGGUCAGUUCUAGGGAGGACACUGGCCUGCCCUUUGACAAGGUGUCGGUGACUUCCAAUAGGUCUCGAAACCACAAACAUAUGCUAUUGCCCGCUAUAGGACACUUUGAAUGUGAUGGAGAGAUCUCUUUGGACACCAUCACUCCAUUCACCUCAACUGCGCUCGAAUGUGAUGAAUUACCAGGCCAGUAGAUAAGUGUGGAUUAUCAAGGAAGUAGCCUAGUUUUAUAUACCUUUUAAAUAAAUUA